CACAGGUCUCUUUGGAGGCCGUGUCUUUACCGUCAUGUGACGCGAGCCGUCGCCCCACCCGUCUGCAGCCACUCCCGUUCUCAGUCCCAGAGCUCGAGAGGGCCACGUGACCGUCCCGGGACCAGUCACGUGAGGCGCAGAUCCUUGGUGGGAGGGGGUGGUAGAGGGGUCCAGAGUGGCAGUAAAGGAGGAAGAUGGCGGGGUGCAGGGGGUCUCUGUGCUGCUGUUGUAGGUGGUGCUGCUGCUGCGGUGAGCGUGAGACCCGCACCCCUGAAGAGCUGACUAUCCUUGGAGAAACACAGGAGGAGGAGGAUGAGAUUCUUCCAAGGAAAGACUAUGAGAGUUUGGAUUAUGAUCGCUGUAUCAAUGACCCUUACCUGGAAGUUUUGGAGACCAUGGAUAAUAAGAAAGGUCGAAGGUAUGAGGUGGUGAAGUGGAUGGUGGUGUUUGCCAUUGGAGUCUGCACUGGCCUGGUGGGUCUCUUUGUGGACUUUUUUGUGCGACUCUUCACCCAACUCAAGUUCGGAGUAGUACAGACGUCGGUGGAGGAGUGUAGCCAGAAAGGCUGCCUUGCUCUGUCUCUCCUUGAACUCCUGGGUUUUAACCUCACCUUUGUCUUCCUGGCAAGCCUCCUUGUUCUCAUUGAGCCCGUGGCAGCAGGUUCUGGGAUACCCGAGGUCAAAUGCUAUCUGAAUGGUGUGAAGGUGCCAGGAAUCGUCCGUCUCCGGACCCUGCUCUGCAAGGUUCUUGGAGUGCUGUUCAGUGUGGCUGGAGGGCUCUUUGUGGGGAAGGAAGGCCCCAUGAUCCACAGUGGUUCAGUGGUGGGAGCUGGCCUCCCUCAGUUUCAGAGCAUCUCCUUACGGAAGAUCCAGUUUAACUUCCCCUAUUUCCGAAGCGACAGAGACAAGAGAGACUUUGUAUCAGCAGGAGCGGCUGCUGGAGUUGCUGCAGCUUUUGGGGCCCCAAUCGGGGGUACCUUGUUCAGUCUAGAGGAGGGUUCGUCCUUCUGGAACCAAGGGCUCACAUGGAAAGUGCUCUUUUGUUCCAUGUCUGCCACCUUCACCCUCAACUUCUUCCGUUCUGGGAUUCAGUUUGGAAGCUGGGGCUCCUUCCAGCUCCCUGGGUUGCUGAACUUUGGCGAGUUUAAGUGCUCUGACUCUGAUAAAAAAUGUCAUCUCUGGACAGCUAUGGAUUUGGGUUUCUUCGUCGUGAUGGGGGUCAUUGGGGGCCUCCUGGGAGCCACAUUCAACUGUCUGAACAAGAGGCUUGCAAAGUACCGUAUGCGAAACGUGCACCCGAAACCUAAGCUCGUCAGAGUCUUAGAGAGCCUCCUGGUGUCUCUGGUAACCACCGUGGUGGUGUUUGUGGCCUCGAUGGUGUUAGGAGAAUGCCGACAGAUGUCCUCUUCGAGUCAAAUCGGUAAUGACUCAUUCCAGCUCCAGGUCACAGAAGAUGUGAAUUCAAGUAUCAAGACAUUUUUUUGUCCCAAUGAUACCUACAAUGACAUGGCCACACUCUUCUUCAACCCUCAGGAGUCUGCCAUCCUCCAGCUCUUCCACCAGGACGGCACUUUCAGCCCCGUCACCCUGGCCUCGUUCUUCAUUCUCUAUUUCUUGCUUGCAUGUUGGACUUACGGCGUUUCUGUUCCAAGUGGCCUUUUUGUGCCUUCUCUACUGUGUGGAGCUGCUUUUGGACGUCUAGUUGCCAAUGUCCUAAAAAGCUACAUUGGAUUGGGCCACAUCUAUUCGGGGACCUUUGCCCUGAUUGGUGCAGCGGCUUUCUUGGGCGGGGUGGUCCGCAUGACCAUCAGCCUCACGGUCAUCCUGAUUGAGUCCACGAACGAGAUCACCUACGGGCUUCCCAUCAUGGUCACACUGAUGGUGGCCAAAUGGACAGGGGACUUUUUCAAUAAGGGCAUUUAUGAUAUCCACGUGGGCCUGCGAGGCGUGCCGCUUUUGGAGUGGGAGACAGAGGUGGAAAUGGACAAGCUGAGAGCCAGCGACAUCAUGGAGCCCAACCUGACCUACGUCUACCCGCACACCCGCAUCCAGUCUCUGGUGAGCAUCCUGCGCACCACGGUCCACCACGCCUUCCCGGUGGUCACAGAGAACCGCGGCAACGAGAAGGAGUUCAUGAAGGGCAACCAGCUCAUCAGCAACAAUAUCAAGUUCAAGAAAUCCAGCAUCCUUACCCGGGCCGGCGAGCAGCGCAAACGGAGCCAGUCCAUGAAGUCCUACCCCUCCAGCGAGCUGCGGAACAUGUGUGAUGAGCACAUCGCCUCUGAGGAGCCGGCUGAGAAGGAGGACCUGCUGCAGCAGAUGUUGGAGAGGAGAUACACUCCCUACCCCAACCUAUACCCUGACCAGUCCCCGAGUGAAGACUGGACCAUGGAGGAGCGCUUCCGCCCUCUGACCUUCCACGGCCUGAUCCUUCGGUCGCAGCUUGUCACCCUGCUUGUCCGAGGAGUUUGUUACUCUGAAAGCCAGUCGAGCGCCAGCCAGCCGCGCCUCUCCUACGCCGAGAUGGCCGAGGACUACCCACGGUACCCCGACAUCCACGACCUGGACCUGACGCUGCUGAACCCGCGCAUGAUCGUGGAUGUCACCCCAUACAUGAACCCUUCGCCUUUCACCGUCUCGCCCAACACCCACGUCUCCCAAGUCUUCAACCUGUUCAGAACGAUGGGCCUGCGCCACCUGCCCGUGGUGAAUGCCGUGGGAGAGAUCGUCGGGAUCGUCACACGGCACAACCUGACCUCGGAAUUUCUGCAGGCCCGGCUGAGGCAGCACUACCAGACCAUCUGACGGCCCAGCCCGCCCUCUCCCGGGGCUGCCUGGGGAGGCAGCUUAUGCUCGCUCCGGCUGGCACAGUUGGCUGGGGCUGUUCCGGGGCAUGGAAGAUUCCCAGUCACCCACUCAGAAAGCCUGGAGUCAUUGGACACCUUGCUGGUCAGAGGUCCUGGGGGUGGUUUUGAACCAUCAGAGCUUGGACUUAGAUUCUGACUUCCCCAGCAAGGAUCUUCCCACUUUCUGCUCCCCGUGUUCCCACCCUCCAGUGUUGGCACAGGCCAACCCCUGGCCCCACCAGAGCCAGAAGCAGAGGUGGAAUCAGGCGGGCCCCGGGCUGCACGCCGAGCCGUGUUCCUGGCCGUCUUCGCUACUUUCCUAGAGAACCUGGCUGUUGCCUUAAAUGUGUGAGAGGGACUUGGCCAAGGCAAAAGCUGGGGAGAUGCCAGUGACAACAUUCAGUUCAUGACUAGAUUUAGGAAUUGGGCACUGAGAAAAUUCUCCAUGUUUCAGAGAGGCCUUCCCUGGCUUGGGACUCCGAACACGGACUUCUCGCUGGUUUGUUGUAAGGGAAACACUGCGCUCCUGGGUGUGAGCCGAGGCUCUGGUCCUGCCCCUGUGGUUUGGCUCUCCUUACAACCACCACCCACCAGAAACACAAAGCAUUAAAAUCACACUAAUAACCCCCAUGGUCAAUCUGAUAAUAGGAUCGGAUUUACAUCUACCCUAGUUCUUAACAUUUCAGCUUUCUCUCCAUCUGCAGGUUAUUCCCAGCCUCCCAGGAACACAUUGCUACCCAGACCCUUUUCGUUUCCUUACGUUUUGAUCUCUGUCUUCCUGAUGAAGCAGGCAGAGCUCAGAGGAUCUUGGCAUCACCCACCAAAGUUAGCUGAAAGCAGGGCACUCCUAGGUAAAGCAGCUUCACUGAACUCUGGGGAAUGGUACCAUUUUUUUCCCAAGGUAGAAAGGAAGCACUUCUGAGCCAGGGACCACUGAAAGGUGCGUGCUGUGAUAAAGCAGAUGGCCUAUUCGAGGAAGAGGGUGUCUGCCUUUCACAAACACCUCUCUCUCCCCGGCACUCGCCGUCCCAAGCUUACAUACAGAGGCCCUUCAGGAGGGCCUCCCACGCCGCAGGGAGGGUUCGUGGGGAGGAUGCUUCCUGCCAGCACAUGCCUGAGGGUUUCGCGUGAAGCAUGGGAACCACCCCGUCGUUCAGUGACAUCAUUCUUCUCCAGGCCGGCUGGCGCCCUCUGACUAGGCACCCAAAGUGAGCAUCUGGGCAUCUGGUAUUUGCACUUAUCUUCCCCCACCUUCUCCAUGGCAUCUCAGUUCCAGCAGACAUCCCUGGGGCAGGCGUGCUUUGGCUCAAGAUGGCCUUCAUUUACGUUUAGCUUUUUUCAAAACUGUGGAGGUUGCCCACGGGCCUCGGCACCCGGCCCUGGCAGCACAGCUCUCUCAGGCCCAGCCCUGGGCGACCUCCUUGGCCAAGGCUGCCUUUCACCCUGGGGUGGGCAUCAGUCCUGGCUCUGCCGGUCCACAUCUUGCACUCAGCACACUCUGGGGAGUAAUUCCACUCCAGAGACAGGGCUGCUUCGAGGUCUUUUCCAGCUGACUGUGGCCCGUCCAUUUCCCCCAUUUUCUUACCACUCUGACCAAAAUUGCUUUGACUUCUAAAUGUUUCUGCUUCCCAGAAUGCACCCGGUUUGUGAAACAGGGAUGAUACUCCCAGGAAAUAGUGCAGGACAUCACAAGGACCCAAAAGGCAAUUCUUACUUAAAUGUGACUGUUUGGCCAGCUGCCGCUAUGUUUUAUGGCAGUGUUCAGAGCUUGAUUACGUUAUUUCUUCCUUUUAUUAAGAAGGAAGCCAAUUGUCAAAGUCAGGAGAAUGGUGUGAUCACCUGUCACAGACGCUUCAUCCCUUCUCCCCGCCCCUUCCCGGAGCUGGCAGAGCUAACGCCCUGCAGGAGGACCCCGGCCUCUCGAGGGCUGGAUCAGCAGCCGCCUGCCUCGAGGCUGCCCUGGUGAAUGUUGCUGGAAUUCAUCCCUCGUGCACAUCCUGUUGUGUUUAAGUCACCAGAUAUUUUGUUCCCAUCAGUUUAGCCCAGAGAUAGACAGUAGAAUGCGAGUACCUCCCUCCCGUAAACUGACUGGACGGCUGCCAAGGAGGCCCCAAACUCAGCCCCAUGCAGAGGCACGUGGUUUCCUGUUCUCCUCUCUCUGCAUCUGCCCUUUCCAGAUAAGCCCAAAGACAACAACUUCUCCACUCGUGACAAAUCAACUGUGAGCCUCGCUCCUUCCAUUUCUGUCCAUUAGAAACCAGCCUUUUCAGCACCUCACCCAUUAGCCGCCCCACCACCCAGCGAUCAGGCACCUCAGUAAGGCAGAUCCGCGGAUGGGGAGCCUGCGGGUGGCCAGAGGCGGUGUUUGUGUUUCGUCUCCAGCUCGGUGUUCCAUGGCUCCUAGGUGAGGUGAUCAGGGAGUGGGGCCAGUGGGUCCCCAGCCCUGGCUGUGGGACCUUGUGCUGAGGGAUGAUUUGCUCCUGACCUUGAUUAACUUAACAGUUCCUAGCUGGAAGGGACACUUUCUGGACCCAGUCCACUGUAUGGCAUUUGUGAUGCAGAACUAUGCACUGACAUGACCCUGGGUGACAGGAAAGCCUUUCGAGAGGCCCAAGGUGGCCUCGCCAGCCCUGCAGUAUUGAUGUGCUGUAUUGCCCCACGGCUCUGCAGACCUUGGCCAUUGCCGCAGUCAGCUUCCUUUUUUCUGUUUGCACUGUUCGUAUGAUGUUAGCUAAUUCCACUGUGUAUAUAAAUUGUAUUUUUUUUAAUUUGUAAAAUGCUAUUUUUAUUUGAACCUUUGGAACUUGGGAGUUCUCAUUGUAACCCUAACAUGUCAGAAUAAAAUGUCUUCUGUCUC
Rhinopithecus roxellana (golden snub-nosed monkey) is the source of this 5702-nucleotide messenger RNA. It is a transcript of the gene CLCN6, whose product is annotated as chloride voltage-gated channel 6. The coding region runs from base 195 to 2804 and encodes 869 amino acids. The record is from RefSeq and is a predicted model, not a curated record. Gene Ontology annotation, molecular function: voltage-gated chloride channel activity. Gene Ontology annotation, biological process: chloride transport; transmembrane transport. Gene Ontology annotation, cellular component: intracellular membrane-bounded organelle; lysosomal membrane. The transcript is spliced from 23 exons. Lineage: Eukaryota; Metazoa; Chordata; Mammalia; Primates; Cercopithecidae.